Molecule: messenger RNA, 2123 nt
Organism: Carassius gibelio (silver crucian carp)
Lineage: Eukaryota; Metazoa; Chordata; Actinopteri; Cypriniformes; Cyprinidae
Gene: mrs2
Product: magnesium transporter MRS2
Exons: 11
Coding region: 394-1665 (423 amino acids)
Biological process (GO): mitochondrial magnesium ion transmembrane transport
Cellular component (GO): mitochondrial inner membrane
Molecular function (GO): magnesium ion transmembrane transporter activity
Source: RefSeq, a predicted model, not a curated record
GCGAGCGCGUGCUGGAUGCGUGCCUCACGUCAUCAACCGUUUCCGAAAACAUGCCGUUCAGCCGCUGUCGUUAAAGUCAGCAACACGCUGGCUCGCGUUGAGUAUGUUAUCACUGCAUCUAUCAUACGUGCUCGUAUCCCGAAGACAUAACGAGCGAAGAGUUAAACGUGCGUGUGUGAGUUAGCAGGACUGCUAACGAUAAAGACAUCAAACCCGGACGUGUUCAUUAUCUCUGAGUUGUGGUAUGUGCUUUGCUUUAACUAGGAACAUAAACGGGUUUUCACUCGGUUUUUGCGCGACCAAAGUAAGUGUUUAUGCAGGUUGAGUGAGCACAGUAACCUCACCGAGGUGUCCUGGAGCUAAAAUGGACUUUUAACUCGAGUGUUUUGAAGUAUGGAGCCAUGUUUGAGGUUUGUCUGUCGAGAGAGUCUCAGGAAAGCGUCGAUGAGAUGCUGGACAUGGAGAAGUGCGACGAGCUCAAGAUCACCUUUCAGACGCCCUCUUGCUUCAACAUGUGGAGGAUCACAUCACAGCUCAGUGCUGCUGAGAGCUCAGGGACUCUACCUCUCCUGUCGCCAGAGAGGCACAGAUGCAUCCCAAGCAGCCCUGUCUAGUGUUGCUCCAGUGUUUGUGGUGAUGAAAUUUGAGCCUGAUGGCAAUGUGACCUCAUUUGAAAAGAAGAAGACCGAGUUGUAUCAGGAGCUUGGUUUGCAGGCGAGAGAUCUGAGGUUCCAGCACCUAACAAGUAUUACAGCGAGGAACAAUGCUAUCAUCAUACGCAUGGAGUCCCUCAAGGCUGUGGUGACACCCAAGUGUUUACUGGUGCUGGAUUUCCGUGGUCUGGGUCUGGAGAAAUGGCUGGUGUUAGAACUUGGGCCACAGCUGGCGGGUGAUGGAAAUUUGGCUACUUACUCAUUGCCCUUUGAGUUCAGAGCUCUGGAAGCCAUUCUGCAGCACAGGGUGAAUGUGCUGCAGAUGCGACUGAGUGAAGUUCAGCCUCAGGUUCUGGAUUGUUUGGAAUCGUUGGUCGACCCAAAGCUCCUCUCUGCGGACCGCAGCAAACUCCAUAUGCUCCUGCUUAAUAGCAAGAGCCUCUCAGAGCUGGAGACAGACAUUAGAGUGUUUAAAGACAGUCUGCUGAAGAUCCUGGAUGAGGAUGAACUGAUAGAUGAACUCUGUCUCACCAAAUGGAGUGAUCCACAAGUGUUUGAGGAGAGCAGUCUGGGUAUAGAUCACGCUGAAGAGAUGGAACUGCUGCUGGAGAAUUACUUCAUGCAAGCAGAGGAGCUGGGAAACAAAGCCCGAGAGCUGAAAGACCUCAUCGAUGACUCUGAAAGCGUCAUCUUCAUUAAUCUGGAUAGCCACCGUAAUGUCAUGAUGCGACUGAACCUCCAGCUCACCAUGGGAACCUUCUCGCUCUCUUUAUUUGGUCUGAUGGGUGUGGCUUUUGGAAUGAAUUUAGAAUCUUCUUUUGAAGAGGACCCACGUGUGUUUUGGUUAGUGACAGGGUUCAUGUUCCUGGGCAGUGGACUCAUCUGGAGAAGACUUCUCUCUUUUCUGGGACGGCAUUUAGAACCCAGCUCUCCACCUCCUAUUCCCCCUGUUUGGAAGAAAAACCAAAUUGGCACUUUAAAAGCUACAGACAUUAAACCUGGAGUUAGAUGAUAGUGUGACUGCUGCUUUUUCAAUAUCCCCCCCCCCCUCCUUCUCCAUAUCUUUUAUGCAUAAUGUAUAUUUCAGUAACAUGUGGCACUCACCUCAGUCUAAUUUAAAGUGACAUUUAUCUAUUCAGGUGUAUCAUGUAGACAGUUUUUAUUUUGCUAUGUGAUAUUUGUCUUGAGGUUUUGGAACAAUCUCUGUAUUUAUUGUAAAUAUCAUUGACAUAGUGAAAUACAUAAAAAUACCUUUUAUUGACUAAAGACAAAAUUAUCUGCCACUAACUCAGUUUCCCUGGUUACCCUUAAAACCCUGUUUAUGAAUAUAUAACUUUGAUAAAACAUUAAUUUGUUGUGAGCUCUUUAUUUUAGGCAUCUAAAAUAAAACAUUUGAUGUUUUUGAGUACUAAUGCACUUGUGUAUACAUUAUUCAAACUGAGUUGUUAUUAAAAUACUUGGAAUCUCUUA